AUGUUAUCUCUUAGUUCGAGACCUUUUGAUCCGAUAAACUCUGUCGAGUUGAUGAAUUAUGAUGAGAGGGGAGAUGUGAGGAGUGAGUCGUUUGUUUCUCAAGAGACGCGCGCCAAACUUUUCCUGUUGGAUUGUGUUCGUUCCGACCGAAGAAGUCAUCAACUAGAAGAACAUGAACACUAUGCGGGAACGAGAAGGACUGCAAGACCAUCAGAGAAUAUCACAGGUCAAGCGGUGUGGCAAUGCGAGAAAAUAAUGUGUUGCGAAGGGUGGGAUUAUGUCUUGUCAACGGAUUUUGACACCUUGACAUGGAAGAGGAAAUAUGGAGGUCAAAAUCUAGAGGACACGAGAUGA
Paracoccidioides brasiliensis Pb18 is the source of this 354-nucleotide messenger RNA. RefSeq lists its product as uncharacterized. The coding region runs from base 1 to 354 and encodes 117 amino acids. The transcript has a single exon. The record is from RefSeq and is a predicted model, not a curated record.